Schizosaccharomyces osmophilus is the source of this 2160-nucleotide messenger RNA. It is a transcript of the gene mcm5, whose product is annotated as MCM complex subunit Mcm5. Gene Ontology annotation, cellular component: MCM complex; nucleus. The record is from RefSeq and is a predicted model, not a curated record. Gene Ontology annotation, molecular function: ATP binding; 3'-5' DNA helicase activity; single-stranded DNA binding. The coding region runs from base 1 to 2160 and encodes 719 amino acids. The transcript has 3 exons. Gene Ontology annotation, biological process: DNA replication initiation; DNA replication; double-strand break repair via break-induced replication. Lineage: Eukaryota; Fungi; Ascomycota; Schizosaccharomycetes; Schizosaccharomycetales; Schizosaccharomycetaceae.
AUGGCUGCUACAGGUUGGGAACAAAGUAGUGUAUACUAUACCCCUGUUCUCCCCGGAGAUCAAGAAGAAGACUCUAAUGUAAAUCAUGAAAAAAGUUUCGUUCGUUUCAUCGAUGAGUUUGUCAUCGACAACAAUUUUGUUUAUCGUAGUCAGCUUCGUGACAAUUUGAUGAUUAACCAGUACCUACUGAAAGUUGAUCUUAAGCAUUUGAUUAGCUUUGAUGAGGAUCUAGCUCAUUUGCUUUCUAGCCAGCCAACGGAACUUCUAUCGCUAUUUGAAUCUGCUGUUACUACGGUCGCAAAACGAUUGCUGUAUCGAAGUCCCGAAAGUCCUUCUGUUCUUAUUCCAACAUGUCAAGUUACCCUUCAUUAUGAUGCCAAUAUUCUUUCUAUUCGUGAUUUGACUGCUACUCAUAUCUCUAAAUUGGUUCGUAUUCCCGGUAUCAUUAUCGGUGCAUCUACAUUGUCUUGUCGCGCAACUUCUCUGCAUAUAGUUUGUAGAAAUUGUCGUUCUACCAAAUCCUUGCCUGUUUCUGGUGGCUUCACUGGCAUACAGCUUCCUCGUGUUUGUGAUGCUCCUGUUUUAGAUGGCGAGAAAAAAGAAUGUCCCAUGGAUCCUUAUAUCAUUGACCAUUCUAAAUCUUUCUUUAUUGACCAACAAGUCCUAAAACUUCAAGAAGCCCCUGAUAUGGUCCCUGUUGGUGAACUUCCUCGCCAUAUUUUAUUGAAUGCCGAUCGUUAUCUUACAAACCAAAUUACUCCAGGAACACGUUGUGUAAUUACUGGUAUUUUUUCAAUAUUCCAAAACAAAUCGGUCAAAUCUAGUGGUGCUGUUGCUAUUCGAAAUCCAUAUGUUCGCGUAAUUGGUAUUCAAUUAAAUUCAGAGGAGGGCACCAAAUCUACACCUCUAUUCAGUGAAGAGGAAGAAGAAGAAUUUCUAGAAAUCUCUCGUACUCAGAAUCUGUAUGAAAUCAUUUCCAACAGUAUUGCUCCUGCAAUUUAUGGUAAUAUUGAUAUAAAAAAAUCUAUUGCCUGUUUGUUAUUUUCUGGUUCCAAAAAGAUUUUACCUGAUGGAAUGCGGCUCAGAGGUGAUAUCAACGUUCUUUUACUAGGUGAUCCGGGUACUGCUAAAUCUCAGUUUUUGAAGUUUGUAGAACGGCUGGCUCCUAUUGCCGUAUAUACAUCAGGUAAAGGUUCUAGUGCCGCUGGUUUAACAGCUUCGGUACAAAGAGAUAGUGCUUCCGGUGAUUUUUAUUUGGAAGGAGGUGCAAUGGUUCUGGCGGAUGGCGGAAUUGUUUGUAUCGAUGAAUUUGACAAAAUGAGAGAUGAAGAUCGUGUUGCAAUUCAUGAAGCUAUGGAGCAACAAACAAUAUCCAUUGCAAAAGCUGGCAUCACCACUAUUUUGAAUUCAAGGACGUCUGUAUUGGCUGCGGCAAACCCAAUUUUCGGAAGAUAUGAUGAUAUGAAAUCUCCCGGUGAAAAUAUUGAUUUCCAGUCAACAAUUUUGUCGAGAUUCGAUAUGAUAUUUAUUGUCAAAGAUGAACACGACGAAUCAAGAGAUCGAAGCAUUGCUCGUCACGUUAUCAGUCUUCAUACAAACUUGCAAGAAUCAAUGGAAACAUUAGCAAUCGGAGAAAUUCCUUUCGAAAAAUUUCGACGCUACAUCAAUUAUUGCAGACAUAAAUGCGCCCCCCUCUUGAGCGCCGAAGCUGCUGAGAAACUCUCGAGUCAAUUCGUUGCCAUUCGAAAACAAGUACAUCAAUCAGAACAAGACACUAAUGUACGAUCAAGUAUUCCUAUCACCGUCCGUCAAUUGGAGGCUAUUAUACGAAUUACUGAAGCACUGGCUAAAAUGUCAAUGUCCAGUAUAGCAACAGAGGUUCAUGCAACAGAGGCUAUUCGCUUGUUUUUAACAAGUACUCUAGCUGCAGCUACACAAGCUUCUCCGGAAGUUACUGAAGAAGUAAAAAAGAUUGAGGGUAGUUUAAAAAAGCGCUUACCUAUCGGUUUUCAGGCAAGCUAUCGUAUGCUAAUUCGUGAAUACGUGAAUGGACACGGUUAUUCUCAGCGCGCUUUGGAAAUGGCUCUGCAAAUUUUAGCUUCAAAAGAAACAGUUCAAAUGCGAAACGGUGGUCAAACCGUCUAUCGAGCUGGUAUUUAA